UGGAAAUUCAAUUGAAAAAUGACUAAAAAGUGAAGUUGAUCGGGAAGACGGGCUAUUUUGGUCAAUUUCCCGAAACAUAUUAGUUUGUAAAAAUGAUUUCAAGGUCAAUUACGUAACGAUCCCCCGAAUUCCGAGCCAUUUAAUGCAAUUUAUUUUUUAGAUUUUUUUCUUGAAGACAUGGUAAAACCUUUUGAUCAAAAUAUGCUCAAACUUAUAUGGUGUCAAACUCCCCAAAUUCCCAACAAUUUAGCACAACCCUUCACAAACUUGGAUCAAUCAAACCAACAUUCUCGAACCAAAUUUGCAAUCAUUAUAUACCAAAAAAACCCAAAUUUAGAUCUUUAGAACUCUAAAAUAUGUUCUUGAUUUCAUCUAAAUAGCAAAGAAAAUGUCAAAAUUUGAUCCAUAUGAACACCUUAAGGUUUUAAAGAAUGAAGAUGGAACACUUACCCGUCUUGUUCAAUUCCCCCAAAUUCCGGCCACUGGAGACGCCGACCCCGUUCCCGGCCAGACGGUGGUCAGCAAAGAUGUCACCCUAGACGCCACAAAGAAGACAUGGUUACGCAUCCACCGGCCGGCCAAAAUUCCGUCAAACGACAACAAAAUCGCACGGCUUCCGUUAGUGAUUUACUUCCACGCCGGUGGUUGGAUACUUUUCAGUGUAUCGGAUGCCCUAAAUCAUGAAGCCAUGAACAAACUCUCCGACGAGAUCCCAGCCAUCAUCGUCGCCGUCAACUUCCGGCUAGCACCGGAGACCAGGCUUCCAGGUCAAUACGACGAUGCCAUGGACGCCAUCAAUUGGAUCAAAAAACAAGCCACAGAUCCAAACGGGGAUCCAUGGAUCAAACAGUACGCAGAUUUUUCUAGGGUUUUCAUGUACGGUACUUCAUGUGGCGCCAAUAUCGUAUUGAACACGGCUCUACGAGUUAUCGAUCACGACAUAUCGCCGGUAACAAUCGCCGGAAUCAUACUGUGCCAGCCGUUCAUCGGAGGGAAAAAACGAACCAAAUCGGAGCUAAAAUUGGCGGCAGAUGUGUUUUUUCCGUUGCCGGUGAUCGAUGUACUGUGGGAACUUGCUUUACCAAAAGGAACAGAUCGAGAUCACAGAUUUUGCAAUCCAUUAGGAGAUGAACAAGUGAAGGAGAAGAUGAAGAAAUUGGGCAGAUGUUUGGUUAUCGGAUUUGGAGGAGAUCCAUUGAUCGAUCGGCAACAAGAUCUGGUGCAAUUGUUGGUGAUGCAAGGGGUAAUGGUGGAAGCUCGAUUUGAUGAUGUAGGGUUUCAUGGGAUUGAAAUGAUUGAUCCAAGACGGGCGUCCGCCAUUCGUAAUUUUGUGAAGGAAUUCAUUGUCUGAAUUUGAAUAUGAUUUUCUUUAGAGUAAAUUACGUUUUUAGUCCUUGUAGUUUGUUGAAAUUUUCUA
Molecule: messenger RNA, 1417 nt
Organism: Cynara cardunculus var. scolymus (artichoke)
Lineage: Eukaryota; Viridiplantae; Streptophyta; Magnoliopsida; Asterales; Asteraceae
Product: probable carboxylesterase 9
Exons: 1
Coding region: 389-1351 (320 amino acids)
Molecular function (GO): hydrolase activity
Source: RefSeq, a predicted model, not a curated record